Messenger RNA from Dreissena polymorpha, 4008 nucleotides. RefSeq names its product MOB kinase activator 3B-like. NCBI's taxonomy places the organism in Eukaryota, Metazoa, Mollusca, Bivalvia, Myida, Dreissenidae. The record is from RefSeq and is a predicted model, not a curated record. Gene Ontology annotation, biological process: positive regulation of protein phosphorylation; signal transduction. The coding region runs from base 355 to 813 and encodes 152 amino acids. Gene Ontology annotation, cellular component: nucleus; cytoplasm. The transcript is spliced from 7 exons. Gene Ontology annotation, molecular function: protein kinase activator activity.
GUCAUAUAGUACACAAGCUGUUUUAAAUUCUGGAAAAAGUCACAUGAAGAAGAGGUCAACUGGUUCAGAGGCUAAUUUCAGCGCAAGUACUGCACUGUGGAAUGGUUUUUCCCCAUCCUGUAUUGACUUUUAGACCAAAGAAAAAGUUUGAGCCUUAAAGCACACUUAAAUUUAACCUACACAAGCAAGUAAUUGCUUCGCUGAAUAGGGAUAGAUCUAAAGGAGGUUGUAAAGUUGCCCUCAGGGGAAGAUCAAAAUGAUUGAGUUGCUGUUCAUGUGGUGGACUUCUUCAACAGGAUCAACCUCUUGCAUGGUACAAUCUGUGAAUACUGUACAGACCAAACAUGCCCAACAAUGUCUGGUAGGCCACGGUAUGAGUACAUGUGGUGUGAUGGCCACCACUACAAGAAGCCCACGGCACUGCCAGCACCUCAGUACAUCACCUUGCUGAUGGAGUGGGUGGAGUCACAGAUCAACGACGAAACCAUCUUUCCUAUCAAAGUUGGUGGAGUCACAGAUCAACGACGAAACCAUCUUUCCUAUCAAAGAGUGCCGUUUCCCAAGAACUUCCUGCAAACUGUGAAGAAGAUUGUGACACGGCUGUUCAGAGUAUUUGUUCAUGUUUACAUUCACCACUUCGACAAAUUAGUUGCCAUUGGAGCUGAAGCCCAUGUUAACACCUGCUACAAACAUUUCUACUACUUUGAUACCGAAUUCAGCCUUGUUGACAAGAAGGAAUUAGAACCACUGAAGAUUUCAUUGGAACAUAUCGGCAUAUCCAUGAAAGAUUUCUUCACAGACUCCGCUGCUUAAAGUUUGCUUUAAUGUUAAUUACUUCAGAUACAACGGAUAUGUUUGUUUAUUAAAUAUAACAGAUGUUACUACACGAUAGUGAAUCUCUUUAAAUAAUUUUUGUUAAAUGGCAUAAUAAAUUUUGAUGUCUUUAAGCAGGCAUACACUUGCAUAUUGUAGGUGUGUACACAUUGUUAGGAGUAUCAUGCAGACCUCAAAUUGUGCAUGUAUACAUUUUAAUAAGAACAUUUGUUACAACUAUUAAAAAGCAAUGUUAUUGCAGUUAAUAGAAUGUUUUUAAAUUUUACUUAGGGGUAGGAAAUGAGAUGGGAUUUAAAAAAAAAGAAAAUAUUGGGCCAGUGUAGUUGCUAGGUUAUUUUCCGUUUUGUAUUAUUGCUGAUCAUAAACUCAUAUGUCCAUGGUAUGGUAUACAGUGAACUCCUCCCGAUGACAGGAAGUCAAGGGAUUUGUAAGAAAACCGAGCCAUUUAAACUUAGAGUUAACUUAAUGUCUAUUUCUUUGUUUGCGCAAUUAAGAUUAAGUCAACUAUUAAUAUUCUUUUAAGCUCACCUGAGCACAACGUGCUCAUGGUGAGCUUUUGUGAUCGCUUUUUGUCCGUCGUCCGUUGUGCGGCUUCAACAUUUGCCUUGUUAACUCUCUAGAGGCCACAUUUAUUGUCCGAUUUUCAUGAAAUUUGGUCAGAAGAUUGGUUUCGAUGAUAUCUUGGAUGAAUUUGAAAAUGGUUAUGUUUGCUUGAAAAACAUGGCUGCCAAGGGGCGGGGCAUUUUUUCUUUUAUGGCUAUAUAUGGCUAUAGUAAAAUCAUGUUAACACUCUAGAGGCCACAUUUAUUGUCUGAUCUUCAUAAAACUUGGUCAGAAGAUUCAUCCCAAAAAUAUCUUGGACGAGUUCGAAAAUGAUGCUGGUUGGUUGAAAAACAUGGCCGCAAGGGGUGGGGCAUUAUUCCUUAUAUGGCUAUAGUAAAACCUUGUUAACACUCUAGAGGCCACAUUUAUUUUCCAAUCUUCAUGAAACUUGCUCAGAAGAUUUGUCCCACUGAUAUCUUGGAUGAGUUCAAAAAUGGUAACCUUUGCUUGAAAAACAUGGCUGCCAAGUGGCGGGACAUUUUUCCUUAUAUGGCUAUAGUAAAAUCUUGUUAACACUCUAGAGGCCACAUUUAUUUCCAAUCUUCAUGAAACUUGGUCAGAAGAUUCAUCCUAAUAAUAUCUUGGGAGAGUUCGAAAAUGAUGCCAUUUGGUUGAAAAACAUGGCCGCCAGGGGACGGGUCAUUUUUCCUUACAUGUAUAUGGCUAUAUAUAUAGUAUAACCUUGUUAACACUCUAGAGGCCACAUUUAUUGUCCAAUCUUGAUGAAAUAUGGUCAGAAGACAUAGAUUUUUUAAUACAUCCAAAUACUAGUAUAACUGUUACAAUGCACCAAUAAUUUUAAUGAACAUCUUAGUUUUGAUAACGGCAUUUUAUACAGUCAGAGAAAGUUUAUUUCUUUAAAUAGUAUACAGUGAAAGAAUGGAUAAACUCAUAAAACAUAUGCAUUAACAAAACUGAAUGUGAAUAUAUGAAAUACGUAAAAAGCGUAUUGUAUGAUUGCAAAGAUUAUUGGUGCUGAGUUGAUGUGUCAUGGCCAUAUUGUAGUGCAGACCUGUGUUGCUGUUGCCAUGGAUUGCCAAGUAUGAAUCUGUCAGUGCCUUAGUAGUUGUCAUUCUGAUUGGUUUAAUUAUGAAUUGUCAACCUGAUGAGGCACUGCUGAAUAGUGGACAUUUAAUGAAGAGCAAGGCACAACUGUGUGUUUGCAAGUUAAGUUCCAAAUAGAAUAUUAUGAAGUAGCUCCCCAUUUUAAUUGUGCAAGAAGCAUUUUUAAGCUUGGCUGUUUUCGGAAAAAACCCGAGGUAUUGUCAUAGCCAGCUUGUCGUCUGCCGUCCGCCGUGCUAAAACCUUAACAUUGGCUCUAAAAUCAAAGUGCGUCCACCUGCAACUUUGAAACAUCAUAUGUAGAUGCACCUUGAUGAGUUCUACAGGCCACACCCAUUUUGGGUCAAAGGUCAAGGUCACUUUGACCUCUAAAAAAAAUAUUUUUUAAUCUGAAAAGUUUUCAUUUAUUCACAAAAGCACCCACAGCCGAGCGUUGGCACCCGUUAUGCGGUGCUCUUGUUCAAGAAUCACAUCAUUUUGUAACUGAUGUCAGUGGUAUCUGAUCUUUUGAUUCUUCCUUUUUUCUUUGUUUACAAUUUUGUUCUUAUGUUAUUGUUUUUCUAUUGCAUGUUUUUGUCAGAUUAUUGCAUAACCUAUGUGUGCCAAUUGUAAAUAAUGACAACUAUUAUAUUUCUAUUUUGAUUGCAGGUUUUUUAAUAGGUAUACAUGCAUUUCUUUGCUUCAAAACUCAAUGUGUAUGAAUUAUUAUAGAGACCAGUUUUUAAAUUUAACAAAUCUUGAACCUUUAUAACAUUAAAAAAAAAGUACAUUAUAGGUGAAAGUUAAAGUGAUACUAGUUACGGUUUUAUUCUUCGAAAAACUUUAAUAUUUAUUGAUAAACAGAAUGUUUACCAUAUACGUUAACUACAUUUUUUAAUACUAAUAAUCACCCGUUAGUUCUAUGACAUACCUGUAAUAUUUAAAAAUUAUUAUGUGUUACCAAGAUCAGAUCUCAUAUUUUCUAAUAAUCUUAAAAUAAAUAACAAGUAGCAUGUAAAUAACUAUGCAUUAAAAUGUAAUGUUAAAGCACUUUUAUAUUAUCGUGUUGAUCCUUACAAAUUUUUCAUGUUAUAAAUUGAACUGAUUUUUAGCUCGGCUGUUUUCGGAGAAAACCCGAGGUAUUGUCAUAGCCAGCUCGUCCUGUCCGCUGUCCGUGUCAAGGUUUGUUUAGUUUUUUAACAUUGGCUCUAAAAUCAAAGUCCUUCCACCUACAACUUUGAAACUUCACAUGUAGAUGCAACUUGAUGAGUUUUACAUGCCACAUCCAUUUUUUGGUCACUAGGUCAAAGGUCAAGGUCACUGACCUCUAAAAAAAAUAAUCUGACACGCUUUUGCAGCCGAGCGUGGCACCCGUUAUGCGGUGCUCUUGUUAGGUAUUUUACACGCCGCGUGAUACCGACUUAUAAUAUAUGUAAUAUAUUUCUGUCAAUGCCUCACAUAUUACUGAAGCUAUUUUCUUUUGUAUCCUGUACAAGUACUCUUCUUUUAAAUAAAACUGAUAUAAAAUCA